Tinamus guttatus (white-throated tinamou) is the source of this 3330-nucleotide messenger RNA. The record is from RefSeq and is a predicted model, not a curated record. NCBI's taxonomy places the organism in Eukaryota, Metazoa, Chordata, Aves, Tinamiformes, Tinamidae.
AUGGAUGAAGACUUUAAGACAAAGACACUUCAAAAUCCAUCAGACUCUACUCUUCAAAAUCCAUCAGAGACAUUACUUUCUAUUCAACUGUUAAAUUUCAAAACAAAUUUAUUGGAGGCAAUAGAAGAACUACGUAUAAGAAGGGAAACAGAGAUUCAUUAUGAAGAUCAAAUAAGUAAAAUUGUUGUUGAGAAACAGGAGCUUGAAUGGCAGAAGGAAGCUCUGCAGCAUCAGACAGACAUGUUGCAUCAACAAAACAAAGAAGCUGUGGCAGUCUUUAAAAAACAGUUGCAGGCAAGGGUGUUUGCCAUGGAAGAAGAAAAGGGAAAAUAUCAACUUGCUAUAGAAACAAAAGAAAAAGAAACUGAUGGACUGAAGGAAGCAUUAAAGGCGUUACAGAUUUCAAAAUACACUUUACAAAAGAAAUUGAAUGAAAUGGAUCAAAAAUUACAGAUGCACUUAACAGCAAAAGGGGAGCAUCAUAAGAAACUAAAUGAAGUUGAGAAGUGUUAUGCUACUAUUGCACAUCAGUUUGGAGUUGUGAAAGGGAUUCAUGGAAAAUUAGAGCACAGUGUACAGGAAGCAAUACAACUUAAUAAGAAAUUAACAUCAGUGAAUAAAAGACAAGAGACAGAAAUAAUUAAUUUGAAGGAAGAACUGAAGAAAGUAACUACAGACUUGAUAAGGUCCAAGGUCACUUCUCAGUACAGGGUGGGAGAAGAAAACAUCAAUCUUGCAGCCAAGGAAAAAGAGUUUCAAGCACUACAACAAAAAAUCAGAAUGGAGAUGGAAUUUAGUAAAAAACUUCAAGAAGAAAAUGCUCACAUUAAAGAAGAAAAGCUGGCAAUUCUCAGCUCUCUACAACAUGUGGAGAAGUUGCUUCAGCGAAUAACACAAACAAAUAUUAGAAUGGAAGAUGAAUUCAAGGCACUGAAAGAAGAAUAUCAGACCCUUGAAAGAGAUAAUGAGCUGCAAAGGGAGAAGGCGAAGGAAAAUGAAGAAAAGUUCCUUAAUCUUCAGAAUGAGCAUGAGAAGGCACUAAGAACUUGGAAGAAAGAUGAGGAAAAUAUGAGAAAAGAGAUAGCUGCUAUGAAAAAUGAGCUGAAUUCCCUUAAAGGAGUUUCUGGAUCUCUUGAAGAUUAUCAUUCUUCUCGGGAAAAUCAGUGUUCUGAUCAAGCAGAAAAUCUUCAGAUGCACUCAACACCUCAGCCCAUACCAGAGAACGGGCGUGGUCAAGAGCAAUCAAAAGACGGUGAAAUACAGGCUAUUCAGAAAGAGAAUGAAUGUAUACAACACAUAAGGAAAGAUGGUAUUUCUGGGCAUGAAGAAGAAGUUGGAAGAGAAAAUGCAAUGGACUGUCCAUUCCACUUGGACGAAGUGCAGAUAGAACAAAUUUUACAAGUUCUUGAAAACAGUUGCAAGGAUGAAGAUAAUGUUGCUAGCCCUCAUGAAGAAAAGCAAGGGGAGGUUUCUUCCCAGAAGAAUACCCUCGGCACAGGUACCGACCUAAUUACCCAAGGACAGGCCUGGGAAAUGUGUGUCACUGAGCGCAAAGCAGCAGAAAGUUUGGGAGCAAUCCCCAGAGCGCUGCUGCUGGAGGAGAAAGCAGGCUUAGAACACCAGCUCCCGGACAGCACCGAUCCGCCCUCAGCGCUUCGCACAGGGACUGCGAAGGCAUUUUCAGAUGGCAUCGACAUAGCAGGGGUUUGCCAAAAGGCUACAAGUCAGGAGACAAACCCCAGCAAGCAAGAGUUAGGCAGCGCCACAGACGAACGGGCUUGUGUUAAUGCAGGCAAAAAGACACGUACCCUACAAUGCACCACAAGUGCCCUUGUGCCUGAAGCACCCAGCAAAGAGUCUGCAGAGGCUCUUGGCACUGAGGAGAACGCUGCGCCCGAGAGAAGUGCAGGCAGUCAUCAAGCCAAGGAAUUAAAUGUUGGCAUCCUAUCUUAUACCAAAGGAGAUGAUCAGGCAGAAUACCAGGACUGUAGCUUGCUGGAUGGUGACAGUUGUGUAGAAAACGGACCAAAGGAAGCAGAAAAACAAAGGUUAAGUUUGAGUGAUUUACAUAUGGAUAAAUUUCUGUGUAAACAGAAACAUGUAGAUAUUGAAGGGAGACAUUGCGAUGAUAAUGCCAGAAACAUAAGCAGAAAUGCUGCUCUACUGAGUGUUGAUUUUUCAGCAGCCGAUGCUGCAAAUUUACCCACUCUUUAUGGUGAUACUGCAAGUGGUGAUGACAUUCUAGAAGAACGUAGCACUAAUAGGCCUCUUAAAGGUACUUUCAAUUUAUCUGCAAAAGCAGAUAGAGGAAUAAGUGUGAAUGACAUGCAGAGCAAGCAACCUGAACAAGCCAGUGCUGAGCAAACAGUCAGUGGUACAAAUAAAUGUGCUCUGAAUGUUGAAAAUCUAUCUACAGCAAAUGCUGACAAUCUUGAAAUAAUCAUUCAUAAGGAAACCUCAACAGACAGAAGUAGUACAGAUAAUCUAAUACCCUGUGAAAAUGUUAAUAACAAUACACACACAGUCAAAAAUGAACAUUCUUUGGAGAUUAAUGAUAAUUCAAUAAAUAAUGCACUGUUAAAAGAGAAAAAAGAUUCACUAAGUAGUACAGUUCCAGGAAGUAAGUUUGCUGAGGGUCACCUGAAAGAAUCAUGCUCUUUACCCAUGAGAACAUCUGGAAAUUUAGUAAACCUAAGUGGAAGGUCAUCCUUUGAUCUUUCAACCUUGGGUAAAAAAGCUGAGAAAACUCCAGUACACUUUAAGUUUUUAGAUCUCAGCUCUUGUUCAAGAGUAAAUCAAGUAAGAAGUCAAACAAUGUGGACUUCAGCUUCCAAAGAGCCUUCUCUUUCAAAAGAGGAACUACCAGUUCUGGCAGAAAGCAGAAAGGGUAUUUCAGAAACACUGUGUCAAAAUGUUGGUGAAAGUGUUGUCAGGAAAGAAAUGCAUCUAGAGACUAAAUUGCAGUUGUUACCAUUUCCUUUUUGUCAAUCAGGUUCCCCUAGUUUCAACAGAGCUGCCGACACUUUGAAUAUCUGUAGUAUCCACCAAGCCCCCCAGGGAGACCCUCGUGAGGAAUGGAAUGCUACAGCAAAGGCUUUUUAUGAUUCUUCUUUUCCCACAGAACAUGUAAGAGAAGGAUUUGAUGUUUUAAAGCAUGAGCAGAAGUCUUCACGUGUCGCUGUGACUCCAGGAAGUGAUGGUGCACUCCAAGACGAGGAAAGGUGUUCUACACAGAAGUUCAAUAUCAAAAGCCAAAUAGAAGAAAUAGAGAAGUUCCUGAAUUUGGAAAGACUUCAUUCAUCAAGAAAGAGAAAAUACGAAGAAAGCUGA